Messenger RNA from Amyelois transitella, 1866 nucleotides. RefSeq names its product probable nuclear hormone receptor HR38 (gene Hr38). Gene Ontology annotation, molecular function: RNA polymerase II cis-regulatory region sequence-specific DNA binding; zinc ion binding; nuclear receptor activity. Bases 1 to 1866 code for a protein of 621 amino acids. Lineage: Eukaryota; Metazoa; Arthropoda; Insecta; Lepidoptera; Pyralidae. Gene Ontology annotation, biological process: regulation of transcription by RNA polymerase II; cellular response to corticotropin-releasing hormone stimulus. Gene Ontology annotation, cellular component: nucleus; transcription regulator complex. The transcript is spliced from 4 exons. The record is from RefSeq and is a predicted model, not a curated record.
AUGAGGAUCCUGCUGAGCGAGCUGGGACUGUCCGGCGCGUGCUUCGGCCUGACCCUGGAGUCGCGCGAAACCUCGCUGGACCCCGACAAGCCUGCGCCAGGGCCGAGCGCCUUAGAACCGCGCUCGCCAAGCGCCUUCACGUCCAACACAUCCAGUAUGCUACUGCUGCAGACACACAGCAACUACGGUACAUCUUUUACUGAUUUAUUGUCACCGCAAUAUCAAGAAGACUCGUCCGAAAUCUUAGAAGAGAAUUUGGAUCCAUUUCCAGACGUCGAAUUUCACGCUCCAGUCCCUGUCGAAGUGAAAUUACAGCGUACGACACCUGUCAGCGAUCCUUCUUCACCAACUCUUGGCCCUACACUGCCUAGUUUUGAAGAAACAUAUUCUGUUCGGUAUCCAAAACAAGAAAUGGCGGAGUUUGGUAUAAAAAUGGAUGAAGACUGUUACAAUGUCAGCUCCUACUCUCAUCAAGGUCACACUUCUACUCAAUUACUGUACCCAUAUCACCAACCAUCAAUACCGUACGUCUCGUCAACUUAUUAUGCUCCAGCGCAACCAUGCAGUCCUACAUUUGAUACAGGAGGAGUAACUCAUAAUCAGGACUCUUAUUCACUGCCUCCUUUCCCGAGCUCGGUUGAUCUCCAAAUAGCUACAGAUCAAGCAAAUAGACAAAGGCGAGCAUCAUUACCGGUGCAACGUUCUGAAUCGAACAGUUCAAAUGAUAGCCCUAAGCUGCACGGUGGCAGAAUACACUGUAUGCAGGCUUCAACACCUAGUUCAGCUUCAAGUUCUCCUGGCGGGGUGCCUCCUGAAGGGGUGGGCCCGCGAGCUGCGCCGUCUUCGCCAAGUCAACUAUGUGCUGUUUGUGGAGACACCGCUGCUUGUCAGCAUUAUGGAGUAAGAACUUGUGAAGGAUGUAAAGGAUUCUUCAAAAGAACAGUACAAAAGGGAUCGAAAUAUGUUUGUCUAGCAGAGAAAUCUUGCCCAGUUGAUAAAAGAAGGCGAAAUCGAUGCCAAUUCUGUCGGUUUCAAAAAUGCCUUGCCGUUGGUAUGGUUAAGGAGGUUGUUCGCACAGACUCAUUGAAAGGAAGACGAGGAAGAUUACCUUCGAAGCCCAAAUGUCCUCAAGAAUCACCACCAAGCCCACCAAUUUCACUUAUCACAGCUUUGGUCAGAGCACAUGUUGACACUUCUCCAGAUUUUGCCAAUUUAGACUACUCUCAAUACAGAGAGCCAAAUCCAAUGGAACCUCCGAUGUCUGAUUUGGAAGUGAUCCAACAGUUUUAUUCUUUGCUUACCACGUCGAUUGACAUGAUCAAAGUUUUUGCUGAAAAAGUUCCUGGUUAUGCUGAUCUGUGCCCAGAAGAUCGUGAGCAAUUAUUUGCUUCUGCAAGAUUGGAGUUAUUUGUGCUACGAUUGGCUUAUCGCACACGCCCUGAAGAUACCAAACUCACUUUCUGCAAUGGGCUUGUACUAGACAAGAGACAGUGUCAACGGUCAUUUGGAGACUGGUUACAUGCGGUUUUGGAUUUUAGUAACACCUUACAUUCAAUGGAGAUCGACAUUUCAACGUUUGCCUGCCUUUGUGCAUUGACUUUAAUAACAGAGAGACACGGGUUAAAAGAACCCCAUCGUGUGGAACAGCUGCAGAUGAAGAUCAUCGGAUGUCUGAGGGCGCACAUGCCAGGCGGCGGCACGAACCCCGGCGGCGCCCCACAUUUCAGCCGGGUGCUGGGAGCCCUGCCCGAACUGCGCUCACUUUCCGUGCAAGGACUUCAACGCAUCUUCUAUCUCAAGCUGGAGGACCUCGUGCAACCUCCGCCACUCAUUGAAAACAUGUUCCGCGCCAGCCUACCUUUCUAG